AUGAUCUGUUGGGAUCGGAUCGUGCUGGUGGGCCUCUUCGCCGUACACACGCACGCUCGCCGCUGGGUGGAGGCCCCGCGCUUUUCAUGCCCAGCGAACAGCGAGGCACGAUGUUAUCCUGCGCAAGAGAACGGAUAUGAUUGGGAAGGACUGAGAAGCGGCCCCUUCGAGAAGUACGGCAGCAACACGUUCCAGGGCUUUACCUACUCAGCUCUACAGCGAGACCAGAGCGCCACGAAUAUCAGCAGACUUCGUUCCGGCUUCAUCACGACGAAUUUGGACCGCUCCCCCACCAUGUCGAUCGACGGUGAGACUCCAUUUGUCGUGGACCGCAUCGAGCUCGCGACCGGCCACGACGCGGAGAUUGUCUUUCACUACACAAUGCCGGACGGCUCCACGUGUGUCGAAGUGGCAGAGGUGUUAGAGAAGGGAUCUACGAUCCGGAAUGUGCAGUGUGGUGGUGCCACGAGCGUCAUGUUCAAACCUGGGAGACACACUCCCCCCGCAACCCCCCUCAGCAUCUUCUCCAUCUCAUUCCACUGCGAGCCGCCUGCCGUUCUUGCGACGGCAAGCACAACAGCGACGAGAUGGCAAGAGCACGGGACACGGAAAGGACCAGUCUUCCCCGCAAUACAUAAUCUCUCCUAUCCUGUCUUUUCCCAUCCAAGCGGCCACAUGUCCCAUAGUGGCGGCGGCGGCGACGAGAGUAGGGCUGUCAUCGGCCCACGCACGAACUCGACUCGAGGCUCCUGCAGCGGUGGUAGCUACGAGCACGUGAUGGACAAGACGAGCGAGGACGUGGCAUGUACGAGCUCCUCGACGGAUACGUCCGCUCCACGCAGCGCGUACGGUCGAGGCGGAACCCCGAUCACCACUUGUCCACGUACUGAACAGCCGGGAGGUCUGCUUUCCAGCCAGCACGCAAUUUCCGAUGCUUCGUGCCUCCCUGUAGCAACGAUGCCCUCCGCCACCAGCAGACGUGAGGCCAGUACUUCACCCAGUCCGAGCUGGUAUCCGUUCGCAAGCGACCCCGAUGUCCUCCCCCGCUGUCUCAAUACAUGGCUGUUCACGACAGGGUGUAGAGACAAUACGGACGUGGACUGUUUUUGCCAGCAGGAGCACUAUAUGGUGAACGCCAUGGGAUGUGUGAAUGCCUGGUCAGCCUCCGACGAAGAGGUCGGCCACGCCGCGGCAUACCUCAUGAGCAUCUGCGCAGACCAUACGGAAUUCUUCCCUGCCAUCCUUCAAGCUUGUCCUGCCACCAUCUCGCCAGCGCAGAUGUGGGACCUGCCGGACGAUGUCACAGCCACGACCAGUCGUGCGCGGUGGGUCACUGUGGUCGUGUCCAUGGAUUCGCCUUCGUCGCCAAGCAAGGACAUCACGCUUCCCGUUGUCGAGCCCACUUGCGCAGUCGACUACGCAACGAUGGUGGCGACCACUAUCACUGUGCCUAGGCUGCGCUUCGCCACGGCGACGAUCGCACCAUCUCACGAUACAGUCGCUCCCGUAACCGGAAGAUACACAUCGCAGCGUCACGAUUCGACGGAGGGCUAUAGAUCGUGGGCACAUCAGUGGAUGAAUGGCAGCACCAAUGCGAGAAGUUCCGGGACAGCCACACCGGGGACUGCGGUUUCCGGCAGCGGCGCGAGGCACACCGCGAUCACGUCGAUCGUACCGGCGAUUGGAGGAGCUGGUAGAGUCUGGACUAGCGCUACGCGUACGAUGAUGAGAGUGGGGUUUGUAGUUAUGGCUUUGCUUCACAUUCAUGGUGUGUAG
Saxophila tyrrhenica is the source of this 1776-nucleotide messenger RNA. RefSeq lists its product as uncharacterized. The record is from RefSeq and is a predicted model, not a curated record. The coding region runs from base 1 to 1776 and encodes 591 amino acids. The transcript is spliced from 2 exons. Lineage: Eukaryota; Fungi; Ascomycota; Dothideomycetes; Mycosphaerellales; Extremaceae.